AUGAAUAUUAAGCUCGCCAUCGUCCUGGUGGCACUGGCCACGCAAGCGAGAUGCGCGAAGGAGACGAGCAAGCCCGCGGAGGACAAGGACUCCGCAGCUGACUCGACCGAGAAGAAGACGGAGAAGCGUGGUCUGCACGGUAGCUACGGCGACUUAGGUGGCGGAGGUGGUGGUGGUGGUGACUUAGGUGGAGGCGGUGGUUCGUCGUACGACCAGCAAGAGCACGUGAAAGCUGUUACAGUGGUGAAGAAGGUACCUGUCCCGUACGAAGUAACGAAACACGUGCCCUAUCUGGUGGAGAAACACGUCCCGUACGAGGUGAAGGUCGGCGUACCUCAACCGUACACCGUCGAGAAACACGUCCCUUAUCCUGUGAAGGUGUUCGUGAAGGUGCCUGUGCACGUGCCUCAGCCUUACACCGUCGAGAGGAAGGUGCCUUACGAAGUCAAGGUACCGGUCGAUACACCGUACGAGGUAAAGGUUCUGGUACCGCAGCCUUACACCGUCGAGAAGCACAUACCUGUGCCUGUCAAGGUGGCUGUCCCGCAACCUUACACCGUCGAGAAGCACGUGCCGUUCCCAGUGAAGGUGAAAAUUCCGGUGCCGCAACCGUAUCCGGUCGAGAAGCCAGUACCGUACGAGGUUAAGGUACCGGUGGACAAACCUUACCCUGUCAGCGUACCUAAACCCUAUCCAGUCACCGUCGAGAAGCCGUACGCGGUACCAGUCGAGAAGCCUGUCCCGUACGAAGUCAAGGUACCCGUGGACAAACCUUACCCCGUGCCAGUAGAGAAACCCUACCCAGUGCAUGUCAAGGUACCAAUACCACAACCGUACACCGUCUCGAAACCUGUCCCAGUAGCAGUCCCGAAACCGGUGCCCUAUCCUAUCAAAGUACCCGUCGACAGACCGUACAUCGUUGAGAAAGAGGUGCCAAUACCUGUCGAGAAGGAGAUACCUGUACCGGUGAAGGUACCUGUGCCUGUCGCUAUUCACGAGGAACACGGCGGCGGCGGCGGCGGCGGAGGUUACGACGGAUUCUCCAGUAUAGGAGGAGGCGGAGGUGGUUACUAUUCUCAUCAUCGUUGA
Messenger RNA from Habropoda laboriosa, 1089 nucleotides. It is a transcript of the gene Vajk4, whose product is annotated as MAGE-like protein 2. The transcript is spliced from 2 exons. Bases 1 to 1089 code for a protein of 362 amino acids. NCBI's taxonomy places the organism in Eukaryota, Metazoa, Arthropoda, Insecta, Hymenoptera, Apidae. The record is from RefSeq and is a predicted model, not a curated record.